AUGGCCAAUGAAAAGCCAAAGGAAGGAGUCAAGCCUGACAACAAGGACCACAUUAAUUUGAAGGUGGCAGGACAAGACGGUUCGGUGGUGCAAUUUAAGAUGAAGAGGCACACACCGCUUAGUAAACUAAUGAAAGCCUAUUGUGAACGACAGGGUUUGUCAUUGGAAAUGGAGGAUGAGGUUACAAUGGAUGUAUUCCAGCAGAAGACAGACAGUGUUUACUAA
Messenger RNA from Dromiciops gliroides (monito del monte), 225 nucleotides. Its product is annotated as small ubiquitin-related modifier 2-like. The record is from RefSeq and is a predicted model, not a curated record. The transcript is spliced from 2 exons. Gene Ontology annotation, cellular component: nucleus. Gene Ontology annotation, biological process: protein sumoylation. Gene Ontology annotation, molecular function: protein tag activity; ubiquitin-like protein ligase binding. NCBI's taxonomy places the organism in Eukaryota, Metazoa, Chordata, Mammalia, Microbiotheria, Microbiotheriidae. The coding region runs from base 1 to 225 and encodes 74 amino acids.